CAGGCUCUGAGGUGCUGCUGUGGUGGCGGCCGCGGGGCAGAGCGGGCGGGCUGAGGGGAGGAGGGCGGCGACGGGCGAGCGGCUAGCGGCGCGGGACGCAGAGCCUUUGCACUUUUUCCACCCGAGUGUCCCCUCCAUUUCCCGGCCCCCCCCACACUCCACACACCCUGUCUGCCCGUGAGCCUGGGGAACUUGCAGCUUAAAGCCAGCCACCCCCACGGCAGCAUGUACCCCAGCAACAAGAAGAAAAAGGUGUGGAGAGAGGAGAAAGAACGUUUGCUGAAGAUGACCUUAGAGGAGAGACGCAAAGAAUACAUAAGGGACUAUGUUCCUCUGAGCACCAUCGUGUCAUGGAAGGAGGAGAUGAGGAGCAAGGGCCAAAAUGAUGAAGAAAAUACUCAGGAAACACCGCAAAUGAAGAAAAGUUUGAGUGAAAAGGUUUCUCUCUACAGGGGUGACAUCACACUGCUAGAGGUGGACGCAAUAGUCAAUGCGGCAAAUGCCAGUCUUCUUGGAGGAGGAGGUGUGGAUGGCUGCAUCCAUAGAGCGGCUGGUCCCUGUUUGUUAGCUGAGUGUCGGACCCUGAAUGGCUGUGAGACUGGACACGCAAAAAUCACAUGCGGCUAUGACCUCCCUGCAAAGUAUGUCAUCCAUACUGUAGGGCCAAUAGCCAGAGGCCACAUUAACGGUUCCCACAAGGAAGACCUUGCAAAUUGCUAUCAAUCAUCCUUGAAGCUGGUGAAAGAAAAUAAUCUCCGAUCAGUUGCAUUUCCCUGCAUCUCAACAGGCAUCUAUGGUUUUCCAAAUGAGCCUGCUGCAGUCAUUGCCCUAGACACAAUUAAGGAAUGGCUGGCCAAGAAUCACCAGGAGGUGGACCGAAUCAUCUUCUGUGUCUUCCUAGAAGUUGACUUCAAGAUCUACAAGAAGAAGAUGAGCGAGUUCUUCCCUGUUGAUGAUAACAAUGAGGGAGCAGCUGAUGUUGACAUGAAAGAAGAUGCAGAAGGGCUUGAGCCUAAAGGCCUUUCCCCACCUCACAAGAAGAGCAAAGCAAAGAAACCAGAAAGUUCAAAGGACUCCAGUGAAGAUGAGAGCGGUCCGGAGGAAAAGCCAACUGCGGGAGAAACGGAAGGGCAGAGCCAAGAAGCAGGUGGGCUCAGGUUUCUUUUGAGGAGUCUCCUAGGCCUCAUCCACAGAGAUGGUGUCAACACAGCCCCUGUACCCAGUUCUGCUUCUGAAGACACAGUCGAAGUCCGUCAGGAUGAAGAUUCUGCAAAGGAUGACAAUGCUACAAAAGACAGCGAUGUGGCCAGUCAUGCUGUGUGCGAGCAAGAACUUCCCAAGGGACAAGAGAAUGAGUCAACAAAGAGCGAAGUAAAAACUGAGACAGAGUCCCCAAGCUCAUCUAUGGAGACAGAAGAGCUUCCAUCAAACCAAGAAGAUGCCACAAUUGUGGAGCAACCAGAAGUGAUUCCCCUGACUGAUGAUGACCAAGAAGAGCAGGAAGGUGGAGAAGCUCAAGGCGAGGAUGCAUCAUCUGUGUUUGCAAAAAGCCAAGGUUCCAGCGACACAGAAACCACUACAGGUCCUGAUGUUGAAAUGAACAGCCAGGAUGACAGUGUAAAUGAGCCAACAGAGUGUCAGCAAGAAGAUUUCCAAUAG
Molecule: messenger RNA, 1659 nt
Organism: Arvicola amphibius (Eurasian water vole)
Lineage: Eukaryota; Metazoa; Chordata; Mammalia; Rodentia; Cricetidae
Gene: Macrod2
Product: mono-ADP ribosylhydrolase 2
Exons: 18
Coding region: 226-1659 (477 amino acids)
Biological process (GO): purine nucleoside metabolic process; DNA damage response; peptidyl-glutamate ADP-deribosylation
Cellular component (GO): nucleoplasm
Molecular function (GO): ADP-ribosylglutamate-[protein] hydrolase activity
Source: RefSeq, a predicted model, not a curated record